GCCACCUCUAGCGCAAACAACUCACACACGUGCACGUGACGAAAAUGAGUAAAAAAGCGCAUUCCGUGAAAGUUCCCACCCAAUACCGGGCGACCGCCAAGAUUCUGAAGACGGCGCUGCAGCAGAAGAAGUCCAUCAAGGCCCUGAUAUCCGAGGAGAAGCAUGCACGUGUUGGCAGUUUGCAGGCGGUGCUGAAACUCUACAGCAACAAUCGCAGCUCCAUAGAGAACGCCAUCGAGGAGUCGGGACUGCUCAAGGAUAACCCCGGUCUGGAGCCCUGUUUGGCCAAGGUUUUGGUCACCGAACUGAUCUUCGGGCGCAAGCAGCUGAACGGCGAGAGCAGACCCGUGCAGACGGUGCGAAGUUACCAGGAGAAACUACAAGCGGCAGUUGGAGACUCCGGAUUCCAGACCAAAGCACGCAAUCCUCGCUAUGUGCGCAUCAACACGAAUCUGCUCAGCUUGGCGGAGGCCUUGGAGUAUCUGGCUGGCGAGGAGUGGCGUCGCAAGGAGCUGCCGGCGGACGCAAGCUACGACGACUUCCUGGCAGCCAUAAAAGCCCUGGAGGAGGACGAGUUCAUGACGGACAUCCAUGUGGAGGGCGUGAUCGUUUUCCAUGCCAAGCAAGGGAGCUAUUGGGCCGGCCACGAGUUUGUGCGCAGCAAGAAGUUUAUUCUGCAGAACAAGGCCACCUGUUUGGCCGCCGAGCUACUUGCUCCGCCGGUGGGAGCUACUGUGCUGGACAUGUGCGCGGCGCCGGGCAUGAAGACAGUGCACUUGUGCAACGUGAUGCACAACAAGGGAGUCAUCUACUCCGUGGAGCAGUCCGUCGAUCGCUACAAAGACCUGUGCGCCAUAACCGAGCAGGCCGGCUGCGAGAUUGUUUCUCCUGUCAUGGGAGAUGUGUUGCAGAUCUCACCCGAGCGUUUUCCGGGCGUGGAGUACAUCCUGGUGGACCCCAGUUGCUCUGGCAGCGGAAUGCAGAGCCGCAUCACCGUGUGCGAUGAGCCCAAGGACGACAAACGCCUGUACCAGUUGGCUGGCUUGCAGAUCAAGAUUCUGUCGCACGCGAUGAGCGCCUUUCCGGACGUCAAGCGGAUCGCCUACUGCACCUGCUCGCUGUACAAGGAGGAGAACGAACAGGUGGUGGAGCGCUGCCUGCAGUUCAAUCCGUCCUUUAAGCUGCUCAGCUGCAAGAAGGCGCUGCGCAACAAGUGGAACAAUGUGGGCGACAAGGCGUACGCGAAGAUAGGCAAGAACUGCCUCUACUCUCUUCCGGACAGCGACCUUGCGGACGGCAUCUUCCUGGCCCUCUUCGAGAAACGCCCCGAGGGAGACGCAAGCUAGAUAGAAAAGCAAGAAAUUGAAAUGUACGCUUAGAUUGUAAACUAAACCUUUAUUUGGCACUUGGGCCAUGGAAUUUUUUUACUUCAGUUAUGUACAUCUUUAUAAAAAAAUAA
Molecule: messenger RNA, 1459 nt
Organism: Drosophila biarmipes
Lineage: Eukaryota; Metazoa; Arthropoda; Insecta; Diptera; Drosophilidae
Gene: Nsun5
Product: 28S rRNA (cytosine-C(5))-methyltransferase
Exons: 4
Coding region: 45-1346 (433 amino acids)
Biological process (GO): rRNA base methylation
Cellular component (GO): nucleolus
Molecular function (GO): methyltransferase activity
Source: RefSeq, a predicted model, not a curated record